This is a messenger RNA of Malania oleifera, 3659 nucleotides long. RefSeq names its product putative disease resistance protein At3g14460. Gene Ontology annotation, molecular function: ADP binding. Lineage: Eukaryota; Viridiplantae; Streptophyta; Magnoliopsida; Santalales; Ximeniaceae. The record is from RefSeq and is a predicted model, not a curated record. Gene Ontology annotation, biological process: defense response to other organism.
ACUUGCAAACCUUUUGAGGUCAAUGAUCUCAAUUUAGUUCAAGUUAAAUUGUGGGAGAUCCUUAGAGGAAUGAAAUUUUUACUUGUCCUCGAUGAUGUUUGGAAUGAAAAUUACAAUGACUGGGAUGUGUUACAAAGGCCUUUCAAAGAUGGAGCACAUGGAAGCAGAAUUGUUGCCACAAUGCGCAGUAGAAAUGCUGCGUCAGUUAUGCGGCCUGUUUCUUCUCAUCAUCUUGGAAAAUUAUCAGAUGAUGAUUGCUGGUUAUUAUUCACAAAACAUGCGUUUGGAAACAGUAACCCAAGUGCCUAUACAAACCUAGAGGCUAGAAGUAUUGGCAGACAAAUUGUUAGAAAGUGUGAUGGCUUGCCUUUGGCUGCAAAGGCAUUAGGCGGUCUUCUAUGCUCUACAAUAGAAUUUGAGGAAUGGAAUAAGAUACUAAAAAGUGAGAUUUGGGAUUUGCCAAACGAUAGCAUUCUUCUUCCAGCUCUAAGGCUGAGCUAUCACUAUCUCUCUACGCAUUUAAAGAGAUGCUUUGCAUACUUUUCGAUCUUCCCCAAGGACUAUAAAUUCAAAAAAGAGGAAUUAGUCCUAUUAUGGAUGGCUGAAGGUUUUGUGCAGCCGCCAAAAUCAGGGAAAACAAUGGAUGUGGUGGGUGAUGAGUACUUUUACGAUUUAUUAUCAAGGUCGUUUUUUCAACAAUCAUGUGGCGGUAAAUCAUGUUUUGUAAUGCAUGACCUCAUUAAUGAUCUGGCUCAGUCAAUAUCUCGGAAAUUUUGUUUUAGGUUGGAGGGUGGUAAUCAACAUCGUGUUUCUGAAAAAGCUCAUCAUUUCUCAUACUAUAGAGGCAAAUACGACAGCGCUAAAAAGUUUGGAGCCUUUAAUGACGUAAAAUGCUUGCGGACAUUUCUACAAUUAGAGCAACCAUUUCACAGUAAUCGUCACUAUUUAACUAAUAUGGUGACUCAUGAUUUGCUACCAAUGCUAAGAUGCCUACGGGUGCUAUCUUUAUCUAAUUAUCAGAUCACUAUGUUGCCCAAUGCACUCGAUAACCUUAAACAGUUGCGUUACUUCGACUUAUCUCACACUGCAAUCAGAAUAUUACCAGAUUCAAUGAGCAAUAUGUUCAAUUUACAAACAUUGAUUUUGUCAAAUUGCUGUUUUCUUGUGUGUUUACCUUCAGAUUUGAGAAAACUAAUUAAUUUGCGUCAUCUGAAUAUUACUGAAACUGACAUAAAAGAGAUGCCAGUACAAAUGAGUAAGUUGAGAAAUCUCCAAACAUUGACUGCCUUCGUAGUGGGCGAACACAGUGGAUCAAGUAUUAAAGAGUUGAAAGAGCUUCAGGAUCUUCAGGGUUCCCUUGCCAUUUUAAAUCUUCAAAAUGUAGCCAAUGCCAUGGAUGCAUUUGAGGCCAAUCUAAAGAACAAAAAGAACCUUCAGGAAUUAGUGUUGAAGUGGGAUGGAGAUAGAGAUGAUUCACAAAAUGCAAGGAGUGUACUUGAGAAACUAGUGCCUCAUACAAAUUUGAAAAAACUCGUCAUUGAAUACUAUGGUGGUACAAGAUUUCCCGAUUGGUUAGGGGAAUCCACAUUCUCAAACAUGGUUUUCUUACGCCUUAGCAACUGCAGAUAUUGUUGGUCCUUGCCACCACUUGGUCAGCUUCCCUCUCUGAAAAGGCUAUUUCUUGUUGGGAUUGAUGGGGUGAAAAAAGUUGGUCCUGAGUUCUAUGGGAAUGAUUCUUCAUCAAUUAUGCCAUUUGCAUCUUUGGAGACUCUAAGGUUUGAAAAAAUGUUAAAGUGGGAGGAAUGGCUUUGUUGUGGCAGUUAUGGCGAACAGUUUCCUCAUCUAAAGGAGCUUUGUAUCUUAGAGUGUCCUAAACUGACUGGGCACUUACCAAAUCACCUUCCUUCUCUGGUAAAAUUAUCAUUUGUUAAGUGUCCACAACUUAUGUCUACACUACCAAGUACAGCUUCAGCUAUCCGAGAAUUGGAAUUAAGUGACUGUGAAAACUUGGUAGUGAAAAGUGAUGAUGACUCAGUUGUAUUGCAAUUCAUCCCUUAUCUUGAAAGAUUGCUGUUUUCAAGCAUGUCCCAGAUGAAGGAAUUGCCGAAGGGGCUGCAAAAUAGCAGGUCUCUUCAGCAUCUUAUCAUUGAGAAAUGUGACAGCCUAUGUUCCCUACCUGAAGGAUUGCUGUUCUCUCAAGUUGGUUUGCCCACCUCGUUGAAGACGCUUGAUAUUUAUAAAUGUGGGGAGUUAGAGCUUUGGUCACAUGGAGACACAAUGCACUCCUGCUCAUCUGUUGAGCAUUUAUCCUUAUGGAAUGGCUGUAAUUCUCUUGAAUCCCUCCCACUGUUCUGCUUUCCAAUGCUUCAAACUCUUGUUGUUUUUCAUUGUGCAAAUCUUGAACGCAUUUCAAUUCCACUAGCAUUUUGCCACAGAAAUUUCACCUCUCUCAAUCACCUCCAAAUUGUGGCUUGUUCUAAUCUUGUGUCUUUCCCAAGUCGGGGCCUGCCUGCCCCCAACCUGACAUUUCUUUUGGUCUCGCACUGUGAUAAUCUGAAGGAAUUGCCAGAACGGAUGUACACUCUCACAUCCCUAAAAAGCUUGACUUUAAGUGGAUGUCCGAGACUUGAAUCAUUUCCAGAAGGGGGGUUGCCCCCCAACCUAAAUUUGCUGGCAAUUCGUGAUUGUAGCAGACUCACUGCCAACAGGAUGGAAUGGAAUUUACAAGGGCUCCCUUAUCUUAGAGUUUUCAAGAUUGCUGAUGCACGUGAAGAGUCAUUCCCAGAGGAGUGGCUACUGCCUGCCACUCUUAGCACUCUCAAAAUAUCCCGUGUUCUAAAUCUUAAAAUGCUGGACGUGAAGGGGCUUCAACGCCUUACCUCUCUUGAAGAGUUGGAGAUUAGGGACUGCCCUAAGCUACAGUGCAUUCCAUAUGAGGGACUGCCCACUUCCCUUUCUGUUCUGCUAAUUUGGCGUUGCCCUUUGCUGAUGAAACAGUCUGGAAGGGAUGAAGGAAAAGACUGGCCUAACAUUGCUCACAUUCCAUUUGUCAACAUCGAUGGCAAGACAAUCUCGUGAACUCUAUGAGACUGAUUAUGGGAUUGUGCAGAAUUAAACAGGCAGACAAAUCUCCAGUAUCCAUUCAGGUGGGGCAUAAUAAAGUGUCACCCAUGAUGGAAGAGAGAAAAGACCUAAAAGAUCACUUUGAGUUGUGUUACCUGAGCAAAUGCAUAAGGCAGUGCAGAAUACAUCCCUGAUGCUCGCUCGCGAUAGAAAACUGUUCUCUCGGUAGCAACAAUAGAUUGCACUGCAGAAGCACUGGUUCCUCCAAGGAAAAUCACAGCAGAAUAUAUAGCUCCCACGAGAUUCAUCAGAUCUUGUUGUUUGGAUCUAUUAACAAAAGAGUUACUUUAGAAUUCAGAUGCAAUUAUGGAACUCCCAACCAACAGGAGAAAUAAGAUUGUGUUUAGGAGUAUGGGUGUUGUGUCUCAGAUUUGAAUUUGUAUGUAUUUGGCCAAAAGUCAACAUAAUUUUACAUUGCAUUUUAUUUAAAUCCCCACAAAUCCAAAUCCAAUGUCCAAACCCCAAGCUCCCUAAUAUGGGAUAAGUUAACUUUAGAUACAAAGCAAUGAAGGAUGCUUUUCAUUUUUCCCUUCCAA